AUGAACGUAUCAAACUCGGUUUGUUACAUUUCUUAAUGAAUUGCGAUUUCUUGAUCACAGAAAUGCGACUUUCAUGUGAGCCCCGUGCUCUAUUGGGUGUGGGCAACUGCUUCGGUCUUAAGUUUUCUGGCGGGUCUGUCGACCAUCUACACAGCCUACCGAUUCAUAGAACUCCGCACCACAGUACUGGACAUUGAAAAGGCCAUAAUCGAGCUCCUCGACGAUGUAAGAUCUCAUGCAAAAAGUGCUAGUUUCCAAUUUUCUCCGAUAUAUUGCAGGCCUUGCAAAUUUUAUUACCAAUUGGGAUUUGUAACCAAAUCUGCCAAUCUAAAGCUUCAAACUAUCACAUAAAUCAGACUUAUAAAUGUGAGCUUAGCUGUUCUCACAGUUCUGUUAAAUUCAACUUUCAGUAUCGCUGCGAGGACGAAAAAAAAAGGAGAACCGCUAUCCGGAAGACGUGUCUGUGCCAGUUUCUGACCUCGAAAACUUCUACUACGAUUUUGGAAGUUCUCUUUUGAAUUCGCAAUUUUCUUUGUACAACCUUCCCAUCAGGUUCUUCGAUGAGAGCUUUCCACUGCAGCAAACGCGGCUCAUCCGUCUCGAAAAAAGCGGUAACGGCCCCAGAGACCCCGUUGAAAGUUCAGUCAUCAAUCUAUCCUCAAUAUCGAAUAUUUACAGAAUAAUAUCAGAAAUCCGACAAUCCUAACCGCGAAAUCAAUGAAAAAGAAGAACGAAGGGGCUGUUGUCCGUGGCUUUUUUCUUUCAAACUUAUCUUGAACUUACAGAAACAAGUUACGGACGCUACAAAUCAACAAAAACCAAAACAAGAAGACAAAAAACCUGCCAGCAUUACGAUGGCAGGUCAGAAAACGCAAGUAGAAACAAAUGAUGUGAGUGAUACAAAUUGCUCGAAACAGUGAGUGAGUCCGUUCAGUUCCAGGAAAUUAAAUCAAAAGAGGCUCUCAGACUUUCUAAGGAGAAGGAAAACUCAAAGCGAAAAGAUAGCUCGAAGAGAAAAGAUGGAUCAAAGAAAAAAGACAGUUCGAAGAAGAAAGACGGCUCGAAGAAGAAAGACGGCUCGAAGAAGAAAGAUACGCCAAAACCCGCUUCCAGAGAGAUGUUCACGGCCUCGAGUGAAAAGCUCUGA
Caenorhabditis auriculariae is the source of this 1147-nucleotide messenger RNA. NCBI's taxonomy places the organism in Eukaryota, Metazoa, Nematoda, Chromadorea, Rhabditida, Rhabditidae. The record is from the annotation of a GenBank genome assembly.